ACAUUACAAUGUCAAACGUCAAAAAUUUUCGACCUCGCUGGUUGUUCUGUGAUAAAAAAAAAUCGUAGUUUUAUGUUUUUUCAUGAACCUGUGAUGUGGCCUUAUGAACUGUAAACUGUUUGAGUAGUUUAUUGUUUUAGGAUGUGUAUAGAGUGCCGGGUUCUGACGGAGGUUUUGUUUGUCCAGUGCGGUUAGUGCAUUAGUGUCAUUGAAAGUUCAAGAUGCGUAUCGGUUUCGUUGUAUAUUGGUGCGUAUUUGCUCUUCAUUUGUGCAACGCGGACGAUGUUGAGAGGACAGAGCCUAGAGAUGGUGGAAGAAGAGAGAAAUGGGGCCCCGUGUCGAGGAGCGGCUCGUUUACCAGCGAUUCGCCGGCCUCGGUGUCUAACGAACAGAUACUGGUGGAGGCGUGCAACAACGACCCCUCCUGCCUGCAGGACCGCGCCGGGCUAGACGCGAUCACUCAGCUCCACAAACAAUUGGACGACGACGCGAACGGUAACGUGGAUCUCAGCGAGAGUGAUGACUUCCUGCGCGAAGAGUUGCAGUAUGACAGCGGGUACGAGAAGAGACAACGGGCCUUCCACCACAACGACGAUAUGCACAUAUCUGUCAAAGAGUUAUGGGAGGCGUGGCUUAGAUCAGAGGUGCACAAUUGGACAGUGGAGCAGACGGUGGAGUGGCUCUCCCAGUCAGUGGAUCUACCUCAGUACAAAACGCUGUUCCUGCAGCACAAAGUUACCGGUGCCACAUUACCCAGAUUGGCUGUGAACAAUAUGCAGUACCUGAGCAACGUGCUCGGCAUUAAGGACCCCAUACACAAGCAGAAGCUUGCCCUCAAAGCUAUGGACGUGGUGCUUUUCGGACCUCCGAAAGAAGGCAGCAGAUGGAAGGACUGGCUGCUCGCGUCUCUCAUGCUGGGCGCGGUGGUCGGCGGCUGGGCGGCGUUGCGAGCUGGACGCGCGAGUCGCACGCAGGUGCAGCGCAUGUUGCGCGACAUGGAACAGCUGCGCAAGGCGGAGAUGGCGCUGAACGACAUGCAGAAGGAGCUUGAGAAAGCACGUUUGGAACAGGAAAACGUGACAACAGAGAAGAAAAACUUGGAGAAGAAGUUGAGGGAAGCGGGCGACACGCCGCUGUUGAACUCCGCCACGUCGGAUCUGGAGGUGACGCAACUCAAGUCUGAAAUAGAGAUGUUGAGGGCAGAACUCCGCCGCGCUGAAGGCGAGUUGGAAGACCGAUGCUGGGCGCCGCCUCCAGGUCUUCAGCAAUGGCUGCAGCUGACACACGAGGUCGAGAACAGGUCGUACCUACGCAAGAAGCAGCAGGCGGACCUACAGCUUCAACAGGCUAGAGACGCGUGCGAGAAGCUACGUAAGAAACGCUCUUCGUUAGUGGGUGCGUUCGUGUCGACCCACGGCAAGUCGAUCGACGACGUGGACCGCUCCAUCGUGGAGGCACGCACCGCCCUUAACGAGGUCACGCAGGAGCUGCAGGAGCGAAUGCACAGAUGGAAGCAGAUCGAGCGUCUGUGCGGAUUCAACAUAAUCAACAACAACGGCUUGCAGUACCUCGAGACGGCGCUGUACAGGAACGUGAACGGCAGGCCCUCGGGGAGACCCCGCAUGAGCAGCUCUCAAGACGACCUGAGCAUCGGCGACGACACGUCCCUCUGCGGCUCAGUUGCGGACAACUUCGGAUGGCGAGAAGACUCGUCGGGCAGUGAGGAGCCCGACUCCCCACACUAUCCCCUGGACCUGAGACUUGCUGAAGCAAGGUUGCAGUUAGAAGAGCGUCUGGCGCAGGAGGCGCGCGAGCGGCGCCAGGAGGAGCGGCGCCAGGAUGAGCGACGUCAGGACGAGCGGCGUCAGGACGAGCGGCGCCAGGACGAGCGGCGCCAGGACGAGCGACGUCAGGACGAGCGACGCCAGGACGAGCGACGUCAGGAUGAGCGACGCCAGGACGAGCGGCGCAUUGAUGACAAGAAGCACUCCGCUGAAGAGCUCCGCUCUAAGAACUCGUACAAUGACGUCAGGAAAUCGCCUAUCGAUGAGCGGCGCAAGGACCAAGUGCAGUUCAUACUCGGCGGCGACAAUGUGAACUGGACGGGCGAGGACUUGAGCCGCGCGGUGCACUCGCAGCCGCAGCUGCGCGCGUCGCUGCGCGGGCCGCUGCCGCCGCCGCGCCGCCCCGCCUCCUCCGGACACAUCGUGCGCUCGCGCAGCUCCGACCUCGUGCCCGCCGGCCUCGACGACCCGCGCGCGCCGCCGAGGAACCCCUUCACACGACAGAAGCCGCUGGCUGAAGACGUUCGGACUCCAUCCAGCAAUACGCCGCCCGAGGAGGAGUCCACGGACUCGUCCCUAAUGGACGACGAGGGAGUCCCGAAGCCUCGCAAGCGUCGCAUCCACCUCCCGUUCGGUAAAAAAACGAAGACGCCCGCGUGACGCUCACCCACCAGUGUAACACGAACUCUACGCUGUCCGCACUGUCUCGGACGUGAUUGUUUUAGGGAUAGCGGUUGUCACAACGCGGGAUGCCGUAGGCGGUUGUAGUUUUGUAAUAUUAAGGCAGUCCGUAAACUACGUCAUACAAGGGGAAGUGUUAUCGUGUGACAAGAAGAGACGAGUCAUCAUUUGUGAUAUGUUUACUAAAACUGAACUUUUACGACAUACUUAAAUAUCUUUUAUUUAAAUUCCAGUGUGUUACGUCAUACUAGAGCGCACAUAAAAGUGUGAUAAAGGUGAAGGCAGGCUUCAAUAAUGAUACGUGUGACGUAAUUUAUGGAUGGUCCCUUGUAAUAAUAGACAUGUGUUGUCACUGCGCUUGUGAAAAGUAUCGACAAAAUGAUGUGUUUUAAUGAUCAUGUCUUCCGUUGUAUUAUCGAGAUUUUAUACUGAAACGUAACUACAAGCAAUACAGCGUGUACAUAUGUAAGUAAUUGUAAAGUAAUAAGAAAAUAAAUAAGUGAGCGUCCUUAUGAAUGUCGAUUAAUUGUAAAAAUUUUGGGAUUUUGUACUUUAAUGUAUCCAGUAGAAUAUACUUUCAACUUAAAUUGUAUUUUGUAUUUUGAUAUAAUAUUAAAAUGUAUGAAUAAUAUAAUUAUGAAUACAUAUUUUACUAUUUAAACUAACAAAUUACAGUAUAGCUGCUUUGAAGUUGGUCACAAGUGGAAGGGGGUACUGUGGCUGGCUAAUUCAAAACAGUUUUAAAACUGUGCAUUAUACGGUCUAAGAUUCAUGUAGCUAAUUGAAAUGUAAUUUAGAAAUACUUAAAUUAAAAACUUGAUAAAAUUGCAUAAAUAUAUUUUAUAAGUAAUACAUUUGUAAUAUUUUUAGUGCACGUUAUAUUGACAAUCGAUAUUCCACUUUACGCGUGCGUCGUGACAACACAAAAAAUAAAUGAAAUCUCGACUUAUCUCGGCGUUUCUUCUCGGUUGUAUUAUUUUCGACUGAGUUGUUUUAAGUUAUUUCGCUUUUUUCACCUCCCUCUACGGUUGCAUAUUAUAUUUUCGCACGUUUGUAUUGUUUGAAUACACUAUAUUUAAGCUUUAUUUUAUUUGUACUUAACAUGACAUUUGUCAUUUUAUCAUUUACCUUUAACGGCUGAUUUCAAUAAGCGAUCUCGAUCGCUUUUUCAGUCCAUCACGAAAAUGGAUCAAUCAGAACAAAGUAAUUUUUACAUGUUUAUAAAUUACUUAGUUUUUAUUGGUUUAUUCACGGGAUUGUAUCAAUGAUUAGAUUGGAAGCGUUUAUUGUAAACGGCCGGAAAAGAACCUGGGACGAGGGCAUUUUAGUUUUCAUUUUUUGUUUUCAUAUCUAUGUGCAUCAUCAUAUACGUAUCUGCAAAAUAAUCGGACGUGUGAAAUUUGUCACCUGUCUACAUUUACGAUUUGGAAAAAUAUUUAUUUUUGUAUAUAUUGGAGUGUUAUUAAUAUACAUUUUUACGUUUUCUAUAUUAACAAUAAUAUAAAUUACAAUACGAAAUUUUACAUUUGGUUGUGAACGGAUGUAAUCGCAUCAGUAUAUUUAUUUAUAUUCCCGUUAAGGGAAUAUAUAUUUUACCGUUAUUACUUGUAUAGUAGUUAUACAUCCAUAAGUCGAUAGAAUCAAGUCUAUAACUGCCUGUAUGUGUAUUAUUUCCUUUGUGUAGAUUUCGAUUUUUAUACUAACUUACAUUGUGUAUGAGCAUCAGAGUAUUUUUCUUCGUUUAAUUAUUAUACACCACGAUAAAUAUGCGGAAAAAAAAGCAAUAGUUUUAAUGUGCGAAUGAAAGCGUGUUGGCGCAGCGUUAGUAUUUUGUCUCCCUCGCACGUCUUCAACGCAUUGGAAGUGACGUCAGUAUUGAAUUAUGAUUGCUUAUUUUAUUAUUUGACCAUUUUACCCCCAAUAGAGUUGAAAUACAUCUAUAUUUUUUAUUCUUGAUUUAUAAAAAACUAUUAUUAUUAUUAUUAUGUAAAUUUUGUGUAAUUUUUAAAAACGAAGUAAAAUACUCUAUUAUAAUUAUUACGAAGUUAGGUUAAUACGUUCAUUACGCGUGGUGUUACUGCGUAUACGUAAAAUAUAAUACCUUUGCAAAUGUGACGUAUAUUGUAGAAAAACAACAAAUAUGACCGAAAA
This is a messenger RNA of Manduca sexta (tobacco hornworm), 4616 nucleotides long. RefSeq names its product stromal interaction molecule homolog (gene Stim). Gene Ontology annotation, biological process: intracellular calcium ion homeostasis; activation of store-operated calcium channel activity; store-operated calcium entry. The coding region runs from base 222 to 2444 and encodes 740 amino acids. Gene Ontology annotation, cellular component: plasma membrane; endoplasmic reticulum. Gene Ontology annotation, molecular function: calcium ion binding; calcium channel regulator activity; protein binding. The record is from RefSeq and is a predicted model, not a curated record. Lineage: Eukaryota; Metazoa; Arthropoda; Insecta; Lepidoptera; Sphingidae. The transcript has 15 exons.